AUGGGCUCGUCAAGCGACAGUCCUCAUGUUGGCUUCCCACAAGAUGAUCAGUACGGACACUUUGUCCCUCUGCUCGACAUUACUACCGCGAAGAAGGCCGAGGACUAUUCUCGCAACAAAGUCCAGAGCCAUCUCGCUCCAGAAAGCUGGUCUGAUAAACAACUCUUCCAGCACCUUCGUGGCACUGAUUUUUCUUCAGAGAUGACUGUUCUUCUCGACGAGAUGAUCAAGCGUCGCCCCGAGAUCCCAGAUGAGAAUGAUCGAAAUGCUGCCUUUCGUGAUUUUGCAGCGUACGAGAAGGAGCAGUACAGCCAGUCCACAUUUGAGGUCUACGAGGUUGGACACAACUGUAUCCCCGUCAAGCUCAGCACUGAUGGGAAUGGGGAUGAACCAUCGUCAGAUACCAGUGAUGGGCAACUUGAGAACUCAGCUGAUUCUGUAGAUGCGCCCACAGUCUGGGAGACUAUUCGAUCUGUCAACACCAACAAACAUUCAGUAGGCAGAAUCACAAUAGUCCAAGAGCCCACCCCUUUAAUCCUCGCAGCUCUUCAUCUGACCAUGUCCAAGCACUUUGAUAUGACUGAACUCCUCACCCAUCUCCUUUCUGAUGAGCCUAACCGUGGCCGUACUCGCGCCUUUAUGAACCGGGCUUAUGAGCGACCACGCUCCCCAAUCCCAUCUUCACUCCCAGCCGUACCAAGUUCCUUAUGCAACGUCCGCCAGAAAUCAUUUUUCUUUGUGUUCAAGUACUACACUGUGGUCAAGCCCUCUCUAGAACCGGCUUCCUGGCAGCGGUUCGAUAAGCGACCUUCUGAGGCUCGCCUUGGAGACCACAUUGACAUUGCAGAGUGUGGCUCUGUUCUAGCUCUAUCUCUCGGUGGAGAGCCUGAAAAGGCUCCUACCUGGCGAUUAAGAAGAGAACGUCCACGAGAAGGGUUUGUUUUCAACACUUUUGGACCAUGGCAGUUACUUGCUAUUCAAAGUUUUCCCGACAACGCCCACACGGUUCGAGGGGAAGAGUUCAUCAAAGAGAAUAAUAAGUACGUCAAUGGUCCACAUGCAUUCUUGGACUUGCUCAUCUCCGAGUAUCGUGAUGCGACAAAACGAAACCUAAUUCUCCAUGAGCGAAUUACCAAACUCAUCACUCCUCCUCCCGAGUUCAUGUUCGACCCCAAGCUCCGCGACAAGCUUCUCUUUGAAGACAGGCAUUUCACGUUUAUUCGCAGAUACUUUUGGUCGUACAACACUCUAGCCGUUGUCAACACGGGCAUCAAGUCAAUGAUCGCUGCGUAUGUCGACACAUUCACUGACAGUUUCUGGGCUGGAACUCAUCCAAUCUUGUGGCCGCAUCGAUACCCAGAUACGCCCGAUGGCGUAGCUUAUCGUGAGCGCAUGGCAUCUGUACGUCUCGAACUCGACAAGGUUGUCCAGGAGCUCACCGAUGUUCUCAAGCGCAAUGAGCGCACACGAAAGGAGAUUGAGAAUUUGAGGGAUCAGCUCUUCAGCGGAAGCUCGAUCAAGGAGAGCCGAAGAGCAAUUGAGCAAGGUGACAACAUCAGAAUACUCACCAUGAUCAGCAUGAUAUUUCUACCCCUGACUUUUGUAACGUCCGUCUUUGGUAUGACCGUCUUUACGAUUCCAGCAACAGACUGGCGUUUCGCUCUUACAAUGAUACUCGUUUGCGUCCCCUUUAUGCUCCUCAUCACGUUCCUUCAAACCCGCUCCUUUGGUGUCUUGCUGCGCAAACUCGGCGCCAUAGGUGGCGCGGUCGCUCACAUUUUCAAUAGUCUUCGGCGCCACGCACAAGAUUCUGCCGAUGUUUCUGACAAUCGGUCUGUCGCGGCCGUCGCACCAAAGACUAGCAGUGGCACAUGGUCACUGAGGGUACCGACAUGGACUCGAGAACGAAUCGAGGACUUAGAGAAGGGCGGAGUCGGGGAGUGUUCAAUGUAG
Fusarium graminearum PH-1 is the source of this 1953-nucleotide messenger RNA. RefSeq lists its product as uncharacterized. NCBI's taxonomy places the organism in Eukaryota, Fungi, Ascomycota, Sordariomycetes, Hypocreales, Nectriaceae. The coding region runs from base 1 to 1953 and encodes 650 amino acids. Gene Ontology annotation, cellular component: membrane. Gene Ontology annotation, molecular function: cobalt ion binding; magnesium ion binding; magnesium ion transmembrane transporter activity. The record is from RefSeq and is a predicted model, not a curated record. Gene Ontology annotation, biological process: metal ion transport; transmembrane transport. The transcript has 4 exons.